AUGUGGCGACUACACAUCCCCACUUCGCUCUCGGAAGGUCCCACCGAUAGUGGCGUUUCGAUUCUCGUUGGGCAGCGCUCGUAUGUCUCCUUUGCAAAUGAGACCCCUUGCACUGUGUGCGCGCUAGCUGGCUACGUACAAUGCGACGACCCCAGUGUGGUCGAAGAGCAGAUAGAAUGUCUGGAGCACGUACUCCCGUUUGGUAUCGAGGUCUUGGGCUUUGCAGGCGACACGGUUGCCUUGACAUCACUCGCAGCUCAGAUGCCUGACCUGAAGAGGAAAGAGCUCAUCGAGGUUGUCGUGCAUAGUGGAGAAGGGCACCGCCGGCUCGCUUACCGCAUGUUUGGUGCGUCUGCAAAAAAAGUGGAGGUUGUUGAAGACGAAAUCGCCUUUGUUGAGGUUCGAUGCGCCUUGCACACCUACGACAGCCCCUCACCUUUACUAGUCUCCUGCUCCAAUGCACUUCCGCAAGUAGUGGACGGGGAGGGCUAUGCUCCGUUGAUGGAGCGUGCUCCCGCGCCUUCAAGCAAAAUGGAGUUAAUCCAGACGGGUGCAGUGUCAAGCACUCUUCGCUUUCACGUCGUUAUGGUCCCCUCGCUCCUGAGCGCUAGAGGACUUUAUGAGACUCUCUUCCGCCAGCUGAAGGCGGCUUCAACAGCCGGGACCACGCGCCUCAUCGAACUCAACGCUCACAACGCUCACCUGUCCUACUGCUGCCGUCUCAAGUGCAGAGCUGACGCACUCGCCAGCAGAGGCGCUAUUACAGAGGAAGAGUGGGCGGUGGUGUUGAAACUGAUACAGCAUUCCGACUGGCACCCAUUCACCCGCCUCUCAUUAAAACUUUCUGGGGGGAGGGAGCCCAUACACAUAUAA
Molecule: messenger RNA, 873 nt
Organism: Leishmania braziliensis MHOM/BR/75/M2904
Lineage: Eukaryota; Euglenozoa; Kinetoplastea; Trypanosomatida; Trypanosomatidae
Exons: 1
Coding region: 1-873 (290 amino acids)
Source: RefSeq, a predicted model, not a curated record